This is a messenger RNA of Eptesicus fuscus (big brown bat), 5516 nucleotides long. RefSeq names its product inositol polyphosphate-4-phosphatase type I A (gene INPP4A). NCBI's taxonomy places the organism in Eukaryota, Metazoa, Chordata, Mammalia, Chiroptera, Vespertilionidae. Gene Ontology annotation, molecular function: phosphatidylinositol-3,4-bisphosphate 4-phosphatase activity. Bases 353 to 3154 code for a protein of 933 amino acids. The transcript has 25 exons. Gene Ontology annotation, cellular component: cytoplasm. The record is from RefSeq and is a predicted model, not a curated record.
GGCGGUGGCGCGGGCGGCGGGUUGGCGGCCGGAGCCGGAGGACCAGCGCCUGGAGCCGGGCCGGAGCCCACGACUUGGCGACUCAGCGGCGGCGCUGCAGCUGCGGGGCCCGGGCGCGCGACCCGGCGGGCCGACGGCGGGGCAGCCGGGCGCGGGUGCCGCGGGCCGGGGCGGGCCAGGUGAUGGAUUUGGAUAUAUUUCUAUGAAGAAAUGCCACGUGUCUCCACUGAUCCAAGAGCAAACAUGUCCAGACUGCUGCCCCCUUAGGGGAGAGGGCUGGAUGACAGCUCGUCCCGGGGAGUCAGGCGUGGUCUGACCCAGGAGCAGGAAACACAUCAUCACCAAUGACAUCAUGACAGCAAGAGAGCACAGCCCUCGCCAUGGCGCCAGGGCCCGUGCACUGCAGCGGGCUUCCACCAUCGAUGUGGCAGCUGACAUGCUUGGCCUCUCUCUGGCAGGAAAUCUACAAGAUCCAGAUGAACCCAUUUUAGAGUUCAGCUUAGCUUGUAGUGAGCUGCAUACGCCAUCGCUAGAUCGGAAACCAAAUAGUUUUGUAGCAGUGAGUGUGACCACCCCUCCUCAGGCAUUCUGGACGAAGCACGCGCAGACGGAGAUCAUCGAGGGAACCAACAACCCUAUAUUCUUAAGCAGCAUUGCCUUCUUCCAAGACUCCCUCAUCAAUCAGAUGACGCAGAUCAAACUCUCCGUGUACGACGUCAAAGACAGAUCUCAGGGAACAAUGUACCUACUGGGCUCUGGGACCUUUAUUGUCAAGGAUCUGCUCCAGGAUAGGCAUCAUCGGUUGCAUUUAACACUAAGGUCUGCAGAGAGUGACCGAGUGGGUAACAUCACGGUGAUCGGCUGGCAGAUGGAGGAGAAGUCAGACCAGCGGCCUCCAGUGACCCGGACUCUGGACACCGUCAACGGGAGGAUGGUCCUGCCCGUGGACGAGAGCUUGACCGAAGCGUUGGGAAUCCGAUCCAAAUACGCUUCAUUGCGUAAAGACACUUUACUGAAAUCGGUGUUCGGUGGUGCCAUCUGCCGCAUGUACCGCUUCCCCACCACCGACGGCAACCACCUGCGGAUCCUGGAGCAGAUGGCGGAGAGCGUGCUCUCCCUGCACGUGCCCCGGCAGUUUGUGAAGCUGCUGCUGGAAGAAGAUGCGGCCAGAGUGUGUGAACUGGAGGAGCUGGGGGAGCUGUCUCCCUGCUGGGAGAGCCUCCGGCGCCAGAUCGUCACUCAGUACCAGACCAUCAUCCUCACGUACCAGGAGAACCUGACCGACCUGCAUCAGUACAAAGGUCCCUCGUUUAAAGCGAGCAGUUUGAAAGCAGAUAAAAAGUUGGAAUUUGUUCCCACAAACUUGCACAUACAAAGGAUGAGGGUUCAGGACGACGGAGGAUCAGAUCAGAGCUACGACAUCGUCACCAUUGGGGCGCCAGCCGCUCACUGCCAAGGUUUUAAGUCAGGAGGCCUCCGCAAAAAGCUGCACAAAUUUGAAGAGACCAAGAAACAUACGUCAUCCAGCUGCCAGUCCAUCAUCUACAUACCACAGGACGUCAUCAGAGCCAAGGAGAUCAUCGCCCAGAUCAACACCCUGAAAACCCAAGUGAGUUACUACGCAGAGCGGCUCUCGAGGGCGGCCAAGGACAGGUCUGCCACUGGCCUCGAAAGGACACUGGCCAUCUUGGCAGACAAGACCCGGCAGCUGGUCACCGUCUGCGACUGCAAGCUGCUGGCCAACUCCAUCCAUGGGCUGAACGCAGCGCGGCCCGACUAUAUUGCCUCCAAGGCCUCCCCCACCUCGACCGAGGAGGAGCAGGUGAUGCUCAGGAAUGACCAGGACACCCUCAUGGCCAGGUGGACGGGCAGGAACAGCCGGUCUUCUCUGCAGGUGGAUUGGCACGAGGAGGAGUGGGAGAAAGUGUGGCUGAACGUUGACAAGAGCCUGGAGUGCAUCAUCCAGCGGGUGGACAAGCUGCUGCAGAAGGAGCGCCUGCUCGGUGAGGGCUGCGAGGACGGCUUCCCCUGCUCGGGCAGCGGCACCAGCAAGAAAGAUUGCAGCCCCCCUCCUGAAGAAUCCAGCCCAGGUGAAUGGAGUGAGGCCCUUUACCCGCUGCUGACCACACUCACAGACUGUGUGGCCAUGAUGAGCGACAAAGCCAAGAAGGCCAUGGUCUUCCUGCUCAUGCAGGACAGCGCGCCCACCAUCGCCGCCUACCUGAGCCUGCAGCACCGCCGCGACGCCGUCUUCUGCCAAACCCUGACUGCUCUCAUCUGCGGCUUCAUCAUCAAGCUGAGGAACUGCCUGCACGACGACGGCUUCCUGCGGCAGCUCUACACCAUCGGGCUGCUCGCCCAGUUUGAGAGCCUGCUGAGCACCUACGGUGAGGAGCUGGCCAUGCUGGAGGACAUGAGCCUUGGAAUCAUGGACUUGAGGAACGUGACCUUCAAAGUUACACAGGCCACCUCCAACGCAUCGACUGACAUGCUGCCGGUCAUCACAGGAAAUCGGGACGGGUUUAACGUGCGGAUCCCUCUGCCGGCCCCCCUGUUUGACACCCUGCCCCGGGAGAUCCAGAGCGGCAUGCUGCUUCGGGUGCAGCCAGUCCUCUUCAACGUGGGCAUCAACGAGCAGCAGACGCUGGCCGAGAGGUUUGGCGACACGUCGUUACAAGAAGUUAUCAACAUGGAGAGUCUGGUGCGGUUAAACUCCUACUUUGAGCAGUUUAAGGAAGUGUUGCCUGAGGAUUGCUUGCCUCGCUCUCGGAGCCAGACGUGCCUGCCGGAGCUGCUGCGGUUCCUGGGCCAGAACGUCCACGCCAGGAAGAACAAGAACGUGGACAUCCUCUGGCAAGCUGCUGAGGUCUGCCGCCGUCUUAACGGGGUCCGGUUCACCAGCUGUAAGAGCGCCAAGGACCGCACAGCCAUGUCGGUGACGCUGGAGCAGUGCCUGAUCCUGCAGCACGAGCACGGCAUGGCCCCGCAGGUCUUCACCCAGGCCCUGGAGUGCAUGCGCAGUGAGGGUUGUCGAAGAGAAAAUACAAUGAAGAAUGUUGGAAGUCGCAAAUAUGCGUUUAAUUCCCUGCAGCUGAAGGCUUUCCCCAAGCAUUACAGGCCUCCCGAAGGGACUUACGGCAAGGUUGAAACUUGAACACCCGGUGUCCUCUCAUUAGCUGUUAUAGAACAAAUGUGGGUACCCUCUAGUGUCAUACACGAGUUCUUCACGAAGACCUGAAGGACUGGUUUUUACUUUUGUGUUUUUUAAAAAAUAUUUCACUAAAGAGUCUAUGAAGCAUGUUUUUUAUUCGGUUGGAAUUAGUAGGAGGUAAUGUUGGCUCAAUAGUGUGGAUAGUAACAACUGCCCAUUUAAACCGCCUGCAGCCAGAACUUCACAGAUAGAUGUCAUGAUAGUCACCUGUAGGACUCAAGCUAGGUAGGUCUGAGAUGCUAAGACUUUUUAAAUGCCCCCCUAGGCAGCUGCUCACUUAUUUUUCUACUAAGUAACUCAAAAUUGAGCAUUGAAUUACAAUCUACUUAUAAAUCUGAAUGUAAAACAAUAAAUAGUAAACAGUUGGAUCCUGGACAGACCAAUAAGUGUUAAAUGUUAAUUCAAGUUUUGGGGAGAGGCUAGCUCUGGCUCAGGCAGUGAGAGCAGGUGGUUCUGAAUUAUCCUGUGAGGGCACAGGUGGGGCCAGAGUCGCAGGCUGAGAAACAGCGAGACAGACCUGAUCGGAAGGUAACACGUGCAGAGCCGCUCGCUCACACAGUGGCGGCCACGUCUGUUCCUUGGAGUUCUGGAACGCCGUGAGCUUGGGAACAGGAAGCCAGCUGCCUGCCUGUCCUCUUAGCCUGCACGUCGGGCCCCACCCCGCCCGGUGCAGGUGCCCUUCCCCUGGGUGCCCCAGGGCCUCUCCGCAGUGGGGUUUAUGUGUAGACAUGGAAGCCUGAAUCUUUUCAGAACAGACUUCCUUUUGUGGGUUUCCCAAUUGUCUUCUAAAAAACAAUACAAUCAUGUUUGAAGGUCUGAUGAAAGUGUCUUUUAAGUUUGCAAUAAUUGUUACUAUCUUCUCAUUCUGUUAUGAAAGGUGACUAUUGAGAAAGUUGAAAUUAGCUCCGAAAAUGAGAUUUUGAAAGGGAUCAAUGGGCCAUAAAACAGGGAUUUCAUAGAAAAUGUUGUCUGGUCAUCUAUUAUAAGAUGAUGAGUCUUAUCUGCACAUAGCAGAGUUUUUUCCUCAGCUUAUAUGUUUUAUCAAUUGUUUAUUGUGAUGAUUAUGUUUAUAUGUUAUUUAAAAGGCUGCAAAAGAAAUACAUGUGACACAGUGAUGAUGUUGAUCCUAAUGAUUGGUGCACCCUUAGGAAAUCCCUGUGUCUAAGAUAUUGCCACUUGGAAACGUGUAACAAACUUGGGCCUGGGGAGCUGAGGCACAGGCCAGAGUGCCCACGGCCGGGUGCCAUUCGAUGGCCUUCCAGACCCCUUCCCACGCGGAAGCCAGUGCGCAGACAGAGCCUGCUGUCUCCUGAGGCCCACGGAGGGGGCGUUCCCACUGGCUGAAUGGGAACUGGUGUGGAGGACGCAUCCAUGAGCGACAGUCGCAGCUCAUGUCGCUGUCAGAGAAACCCACGUCCACGUGCCCACUGCAGAGGUGGUGCCGGGGCAGGUUCUCUGGGGCCCAUCCCUGUUCAGUUUCCAAUAUGGCUGACUUAGCCUUUUACCUCUCACCGCUUCAUUCAUUUUGUAAUUUUUCUAGUAUCUUUUAUAUUUUCAUCUUUUUUUAUUUUAUCUUCACUACCUUUUAAAAUAUUCCCUUGUCUUCUUGAAUUAAAUGCCACCCAUAUUUCUGUUGUCAUUGUCUGAAGAGCAUUAAAUACCUACAUUUAUCAAAAGGGAAUAUAGCAGAUGUUGAGUCAACUGUUAGCAGUGUUGCAUGGGGCACCUUUUUGUGAAUUAUUUUCCAAUUUUGGCUUCAUAUUAUGCACAUCAUAAAACUCUGAGACUUGGCUAACCAUGUGGAAAACGCUCAGGCUCCGAAUCCUGUCUGAGCCCUGCUGCGGCUCCCGUGCGGAGCCUCCGGGCACCCGCCGCGCUUACCACGCUCGCUGAGCAAGGCCGUUGUCACGGUGCAGCAGCGCCUGGGACGCGAAGGAGCUUUGCGUUUCCAGUUGCACAAGGAAGGCAGUCUUACGGGUCACCACAAAAUAGAGGUUCCGCCCAGUGUCCCUCCUCGGGCCCCCACUGAACAAGAAACACUGAGAGCUGAAAACCGGGUGCGCUGGGGGUGUCAGCACUGCAGCACAGCGCCUUUGGUUUGGAAACACACGGAUACUGGACAGUACGGUUUUGUCCCUGCACAGUUGUAUUUGCCAAGCUUGGUGCACUAAAGUACUUUUAUUUAUUUGUUUUGGCCAGUAUUAAUAUAUAUAAACAUGUACCGUUUUAUAUAUUCUUAGCUCAUUCAAAGCCAUGUAUGCUGUAAAUGUGCUAGUCUUUAGGAUAAUAAAUAACUGACGAGAAC